AUGUUGUUUUCUCGCCUCUUUUCGGUCAGUUUACUGGCUGCGGGAGUGCAUGCUCAAGCAACGUCAGAAAGUACUUCGAGUUUGAGUUCGAGGUCAAGUUCGAGAUCUAACACAGAUUCCACAUCAACGGAGACUGAUUUAACGACAAUAACGGGGUCGGAAUUAAGAACUCCCACAGGAUCUUAUCUUUCUCUUUCCACUACAAUUACACUUUCUACAUCUUCAUCCCCUGUAUCGACUAAAGCUAUAAUCUCGACUUCAACUGGUAGCACCACCACUCGCACCACGACUUUGGGGUCAACUACAAUCUAUGCAUUGGGCACAGAGACGUUGACCGGAAAUGCAACAGAAUCAACCAGUUCCGCUACGCAGAUUGUUCUGACGGGUGGAGGACGUCAUACCACCACCACUGCCAUCAAUGGAACAUCCAAUUCCACAGCCACAUCCACCUCCAGCUCUGCCGUAGCAACUAACACCACUCCCUGUAACAACUAUGUUGAAUUUUGCGACCGCAGUUACGGAAACAUCACCGAAGUAUCCGCACACAAUUCUCCCUUUGUGAGAAGUGGUAGCGCGGCUGCAAAUCAAGCAUUGGAUGUGACAACCCAACUCAACGAUGGCAUCAGAUUAUUACAGGCUCAGAUUCAAUGGAAUGGAAGUAUUCCACAUUUCUGCCAUACUUCCUGUGAUAUAUUGGACGCCGGUCCGAUCACAACGUAUCUGAGCGAAGUCUACGAUUGGGUGCAAGCCCACCCCUUCGACGUCGUCACCAUUCUCCUCGGCAAUGGAAAUUACUCCAAAGUCGACAAAUACGUUCCCUUUAUCGAAGAAUCCGGUCUCCAAAACUUCGCAUACGUACCCCCCAAGAUUCCCAUGGCGCUAGACGAUUGGCCCACCCUCGCCAGCAUGAUUCUCAGCGGCAAGAGAGUCGUCUUCUUCAUGGACUACGAAGCAAACCAAACCGCCUAUCCAUGGAUCCUCGACGAAUUCACACAAAUGUGGGAAACGCCUUUUGAUCCUACCAAUCGCUCAUUCCCAUGUACACCACAACGCCCACCCAAUCUUCUCGAUUCCGAUGCGAAAUCGCAUAUCUACAUGACGAAUCAUAAUUUGAACUACGACAUCAAUCUCCUGGGCAUUUCACUGUUGGUCCCAUAUCAAAAUUUGCUGAAUGAGACGAAUAAUUCCACGGGAUAUGGAUCGUUGGGAAUGAAUGUCGAGCAAUGUGUGCAGGAUUGGGGAUUUCCACCAAAAUUCCUGAAUGUAGAUUUCUACAAUGUGGGACAAGGAAGUGUGUUUGAAGUCGCCGCUGAGUGGAAUAAUGUCACAUAUAAUCGAGAAUGCUGUGGUAGUUCGGCGAAGAGUGAUGCGGGAAGGUUGGAUGUGGUAGGGAGAAGUGCAGUCAUGCUUGUGAUGGGUGUGCUGGGUUUCAUGUAUUUUGGAUUGUGA
Botrytis deweyae is the source of this 1449-nucleotide messenger RNA. RefSeq lists its product as uncharacterized. The record is from RefSeq and is a predicted model, not a curated record. Bases 1 to 1449 code for a protein of 482 amino acids. Gene Ontology annotation, biological process: lipid metabolic process. Lineage: Eukaryota; Fungi; Ascomycota; Leotiomycetes; Helotiales; Sclerotiniaceae. Gene Ontology annotation, molecular function: phosphoric diester hydrolase activity. The transcript has a single exon.